Portunus trituberculatus (swimming crab) is the source of this 1303-nucleotide messenger RNA. Its product is annotated as vicilin-like seed storage protein At2g18540. Bases 353 to 1303 code for a protein of 316 amino acids. The transcript has 8 exons. The record is from RefSeq and is a predicted model, not a curated record. Lineage: Eukaryota; Metazoa; Arthropoda; Malacostraca; Decapoda; Portunidae.
UGUUUAACCGAUUAUUACAUAGAAGAUAUUUUUCCUUUUAGUUGCGAAGAAGAAAGAAGAAGAAGAAGAGGAAGGAGGAGGAGGAGGAGGAGGAGGGUUAAGUGUGGCCCUACCUCCUCCCCCACCUGCCAUCCAGCCCCAGCCUCUCAUUGGUCAGCUGUCAGCCAAUCAGGAAGCUGAUUUUCUUGCAUUACAGGUUGAGCUGAGCGGCGCGAGAGUUGAAGUAGACAGGUUGAAAGACAGACUCAGCCAGCUCGGUGACUUAAAAGGACAAGUUAUUGCACUCAGAGAGAAAGUGAAAGUUGAUGGAAGUUCGUAUCUUUCUUACGUGUCGGAAGUUUCGUCUUCAAUAAUGGAGUUAAUAUUCAAGAUACAGGAAGAGAAGAAAGAAGAAGAAGAAGAAGAGGAGGAGGACGAGGACGAGGAGGAGGAGGAAGAGAAGAGGAGGCUGCAAGAAAGGCUCUCCGACACCUGCAAAAUGGCGGACAUUUAUAAAGGCCAGUUGGAGGACGCACAGAGAGAGAACGAGAUUUAUAUGGAACAACUUAAACGAUUAGAGCUCGGAAUUCAGCAAGCAGCCACGGAGGGGGAGGAGAGGCUGCAGAAGGUGGAGGAGGAGAGAAGGAGAGAAUUGGAGGAGAUAGAAGAACGGUGGAGAGAGAAAGAGAAGAAGAUAACGUUGGAACACGAAUUUGAGAUGGAGGAAUUAAGACAAGAAAUCGAGAAGGUUCAAGAGACCCUGGUAGCCGGCCUGGAGGAGAAAGUGGAGGAGAAACUGAGGGAAAGACUUCAGGACGAGAAAGAAAGAAUUGUCAAGAUUUUAGAGACAAGUUUUGUCGAGAGGGAGAGAAACGCACUGGAAACGUUGAAGACUGAGAUGACGGAGAGGCUGAGGGAGGAGAAGGAGGAGGCCGUGAAGGAGGAGAGAGAGAGAGUGAGAGAAGACUGGAGGAAGGAUGUGCAGGAGAGGGAAGAGGAGGAGAGAAGAAGAAGAGAAGGAUUUUUAGCCACAGCAAGAAGACAGUGGGAGGAGGAAAAGGAGAAGGACUUGCAGAGGAAAAUUGCUCUUGUGGUGGAGGAAAGCCGCAGGGAAGUGGAGGAGGAACGGAAGAGACACAGACUGGAGAUUGACAGUAUAAGAUCAAGAUUUAGGAUAAUGACUAACACCACCACCACCACCACCGCCACCUCCCCAUCCCCCUCCUCCCUCCCCUUCUCCUCCAGCCCAAGCGAGGAGCAGAUCCUCCUAUCUCCAGAAGUGGGAGGUAAGAGAGAGAGAGAGAGAGAGAGAGAAUGUUUAUAA